GUCUUGCCCUUUUAUUAUGUUUCGGUUUUAAUUUACCUGCUGCGGUAACAAACCGGCGGUGCCGCCAGCAGGAAGUGAGAGAGAAACGCAAUUCAACUCAACUCAACCACAAGGAGCCACGUCAUCAUCAACUUCAUAGUUGCCUUUCAAUAUGUCAGGCAGAGGACGAGGACGUGGCCGAGGGGGAUGGGGAGGAGGCCGCGGUAUGAUGACAUAUGCGAGAGAAAUGGAGUUUGAACUCUUCCCUGAGGAUGUUACUUUGCCUUCUAAUAAAGUCAAUCAUGAUGAUACUCUCAUGAAGGACUUGCUACGACGCAAUGCCAGGCUUCAAAAUUAUUGGAAAGCCUCUCCUUAUCUUAUCGAGGAAACAGAAGAGAACAAAAGGAUGCAUGUAGAAAGAUUUUCUGACAGGAACAAGACAACAUUUACUCGUGAUUCUUUAUCGCAGAUUUUAGUGUUCAAGGAAUUCCCUAAGGAGUUGGUUCGAGGUACAGCUACAGCUAGGCGUCCAAACCGUAAAAGAUUUCGGUGGAACCCAGAGUCAGGUAUUAAGCGAAUUGAUUUCUUCGAACAGCUAGAGAAAAAGAACCAGGUCAAAGAGGGUAAAGAUGAAAAGGAAAAUAAAGGAGGAGAAAAUGAAGAAGAAAAAGAGGAAGAAGAAAAUGUAGAUGAUGAAGAGGUUGAGGAGGAAGAAGAAUUUGGUGAUGAUGAUUAUCAUCAGAAUGAAUAUUUUGAUGAUGAUGAAGAUGAUUAUAAUGAUGCAGAUGAAGGGGAUGAUGAGGGUACCUAUUAAGAUAUCUCUUUGUAUAAUAAUGAUUGUCUUUUCAUCCUGUGAACGCUUCUGCAAUGCUUUGGAAUCUCGCUUCCACAUUGUUACAACUUCGACAUACCUUAAUCCUUCUCUUGCUUUUCAUCUAUUUCUUCUUAGCCGCUAUUAUUUUUGUUUAGUCAAUUGCAUAUGAAUGUGUAGUUUCUUAAAGUUGUUUAAGAUAGACUGUUGCUUGAACAGAAAAAAUAUCGUUUACUGUUCAGAUUUCCACCUUGAAGUGAGAGAAUGAUUAGUUGUUCAUUUUACAAAUCUUGCCUUAGAGGAUUCAAAUUCCCUUCUUGGAUAUUAUGGGAUUUUUUUUUAAUAGGAUAACAGUCAAAUAAGAGAAAAUACUCAGUUUGGUCCCUAAAGUUACAAUCGAGUUUCAAUUUAGUCUUUGAAGUUUCAAUUACCUCAAUUUAGUCCCUGAACUUUUAAAAUUUUAAUCACGUUAGUCCUUGCAGUGGUUUCUGUCACAGAGUUAAUUGAAAAUUUUGGGGACUAAAUUGAGGUAAUUAAAACUUCAAGGACUAAAUUGAGGCUCGAGUGUAAGUUCAGGGGCCAAAUUGAAUAUUAUCUCAUCAAAUAAACAAUUUGGUGUGUUAAAUGGUAACAAUUUUUAUUA
Messenger RNA from Arachis duranensis, 1433 nucleotides. RefSeq lists its product as uncharacterized. Gene Ontology annotation, biological process: transcription by RNA polymerase III. Gene Ontology annotation, cellular component: RNA polymerase III complex. Bases 152 to 793 code for a protein of 213 amino acids. The record is from RefSeq and is a predicted model, not a curated record. The transcript has 9 exons. NCBI's taxonomy places the organism in Eukaryota, Viridiplantae, Streptophyta, Magnoliopsida, Fabales, Fabaceae.